AAAUAAUGGUCGUCUGCAGUCCAUAGACAUAAAAUGAGCUUGUCAAUUUGUCAUGUACGACAAUCCAGCAAUAGCAUGAUUAUUGUGAAUCCAGCAUGAUCAUUGUCAUUGUGAUGAGUUGCCGAGAACUUUUUGAAACAACAUCGGGCAUAUACACUUAAAGGCAGGACUAGGACUUGGAAACAUUACACUACAGUAGCCCAGGUUGGACGUCGUCGACAUUGCAUUGCGUUGUACACAACGGAGGAGUCCACUGGGCUAACACUACAGUUCAAGUGUGGUGGACAGGAUUACCUUUGUCAUGGCAGCGUUUCAUCGGUUGUUUGUAUACGGAACUCUUAAACGGGGACAGCCCAAUGCUGAGCAGUUUGGUCCUAAGAACGGUGUCGCCAACUACAUAGGCCAGGCUCGGACGGUGCAGAAAUGGCCCCUUGUGAUAGCAUCGCAGUGCAACAUUCCAUAUCUUCUGGACAGGGAGGGGAUUGGAAAUAACAUAAUAGGUGAAAUAUAUGAAGUAGAUGAUAAGAUGCUACAGCACUGUGACGUCUUUGAGAAUUGUCCGCAGUACUACCAGAGGACAACCAUUCAGGUGCAACUCAUUGAGGAUAGUGCAGGGUCAAAGGUUGAGGGCAACAUAGACGACAUCUUUGUGUAUGUCCUGCGGGACUUCAAAGACUUCAUGUUGGAGUUGCCGCAGUAUGAAUGUUACGAUAGCUGUGGUCCCCACGGGUUAACGUACAGGUCGAGCACUGAUGACAUAUCAAGUCCUGAUGAAAUCUAAUUCGACAAUGCAGUAUGUGCUUAAACUGACACAGUUUGUCUAACUUGAUCGCAAUGGAUAAAAUUGAAAUGUAUACUACUCAUUAUUCAUAUAACGUACUGCCUUUCUGUUUUUUAUGAGACACAUUUAAGAGGAUCUUUUGGAGGUUUUAAUAUGUACAUGAACUUAUAUAUUUAAUUCAAAAUAGUUUCUGUUAGUUUUUCCAUAAAGUGUUGCUGGUAUUGGCAACAGUGUUACCAGCAAGAUGCUUCUCUGCAUAACAUAAUUUGAAGAUUGUUGAGCAGAUUGGUAUUUGGAAUCUGGGAAACUUACAAAAGAUAUGAAUUUGGUUGAGUAAAGUUUUACAAAAUUAACCCCUGUUUACAAACAUUGUUUAUUAUAUCAUGUCUGUAACAAAAUACACUGUAUUAAAAAAAUUGUAUAUUUUUCCUCAGGUACAUGUAUAUAAAUUCUCACGACGGUAUGUUUGGACAUUCUAUGAAAAGCAAAAUUCUAUGAAUGAGUGAUAUGCACAAAAGGUCACUGAGAAAAGUGCCAUGCAGCUUUGUGAAAAUAUUAAAUUGGAUGUAUUUUACAAAAUGUUAAUAAUAAUAUAACAAAUAUUCAAUCAAAUGUUUCUAUAUUUGGACAGAGGGCUAUUCAUGUGUACUUUUGUUAUUUUUUGUUUGACUGAUUCACCAUUUUACUGCUAAGCCACUGUUUGAUACUCAGGAUGUUUUGUCUUAUAAUUCUUACAACAAAAGAAACGGGUCAUAUCAGUGUCAGCCUAAGAAUAAAGUGUAAACUUACACAAGUACAGUGUACAUGUACUUUUUUUGAGUGUCGGAAAAGAAACUGUUUUUAGUCUUUACUGAGAAUAAUAAAUCUUCACUGAGAUUUAAAAUAAAAGGAAAACCAACUUAUUCAAAGCAAGCAUGUCUUAUUAAUUUCAUCAUAUGGCGACCACUGAGAAAAGUGCCAUGCAGCUGUCUGAAAAUAUUAAAUUGGAUGUAUUUUACAAAACGUUAAUAAUAAUAAUAUUACAAAUAUUCCAAACCAUGUUUAUAUAUUUGGACAGAGGGCUAUUCAUGUGUACUUUUGUUAUUUUUUGUUUGACUGAUUCACCAUUUUACUGCUAAGCCACUGUUUGAUACUCGGGAUGUUUUGUUUUAUAAUUCUUACAACAAAAGAAACGGGUCAUAUCAGUGUCAGCCUAAGAAUAAAGUGUAAACUUACACAAGUAAAUGUACAUUGUACUUUUUUUGAGUGUCAGAAAAGAAACUGUUUUUAGUCUUUACUGAGAAUAAUCUUCACUGAGAUUUAAAAUAAAAGGAAAUAUUCAAAGCAAGCAUGUCUUAUUAAUUUCAUCAAAUGGUGACCUCAAUUAUUUCACACUCCCUGAAGGCCCAUGUUUCAUCUCAAGUGUAUUGUUAUUCUUGAAAAAGGGAUAUAAAGGGACACAAUGGAAUACAUGUAUGACUACAAAAGUGUCGGGAAUAAGUUUGAUUGCUGUAUAUUCCGUUAAUUUUAAUA
Molecule: messenger RNA, 2293 nt
Organism: Patiria miniata (bat star)
Lineage: Eukaryota; Metazoa; Echinodermata; Asteroidea; Valvatida; Asterinidae
Product: gamma-glutamylaminecyclotransferase-like
Exons: 4
Coding region: 302-781 (159 amino acids)
Molecular function (GO): gamma-glutamylaminecyclotransferase activity
Source: RefSeq, a predicted model, not a curated record